Messenger RNA from Cyanistes caeruleus (blue tit), 3426 nucleotides. The record is from RefSeq and is a predicted model, not a curated record. Lineage: Eukaryota; Metazoa; Chordata; Aves; Passeriformes; Paridae.
UAAGGAGGUCCCCUGGGGUUCGUGGUCACUGGUUUGGAGACAGCACAAUUAUCUCUCCCUGUGCUCACGUGCCAUUCCUCCAGAAUGCCCCAAGGAUCAGUGCUCAAAGGCAGUGGGAACUAAAAGAGACUCCUGUUGUUUAUCAUGGUGCUGUUGAAGUCUUCUGGGGCUGACAGAUGCCGCUCCAGAAGGUUAAUAAGAUGAAGAAAGCUCUUCCAGCUGGACCGUAAGAGGGAUUAUGUCUGAGCAGCAGCUAAACAGAUUAUUCCAGAAACAGACACUGCUUUUUUUUAAAACUUCGUCACCCUUGUCUUACCACUCCAGUUCCCCAGGCUAGAAGUGUGGGCGUUGGAGGGGUUUGCCCAGCUCUUGCACUCUGGCCCCUGUUGCACUCUGCCUAGGUGCAGUUCAAUGCAGUCCAAGGCUGGAGACACCUGAAAAAUAAAGAUAUUUGGGGAUUUUUGUUCUCUAAGAAAACGGAAUUCUUCUACUCAACCAAAAUAUUCUUGUUUCCUGCAUGACUGGUCUUGAAAACUGUGAAUGAUCAAUAGACAGCAUGCAUUUGAAGACUGGAUUAAUAUUUUUGAUCAUUUGCCUUGCUCUCCAAGUUCAGGGAAGCAGAGAAAUUCCUAAUAAAAUAAACCGUGCUGAUGCCAAACAUCUUGCAGUCACCUCAGGGUCAGACAAAACAGAAAGAACAACAAAGAGGUCCAGGAUAUCGACCAUAAGGCGGAUAUUUGACAUGGCAAAACACCGAACAAAGAGGUCAUCCUUUUUCUCAACUGGUGUGAAAGUUUGUCCACAAGAAUCAGUGAAGCAGAUUCUAGCCAGCCACCAAGCUUACUAUAGAUUAAGAGUCUGCCAGGAAGCUGUGUGGGAAGCCUUUCGUAUUUUUCUGGAUCGGAUUCCUGAUACUUCUGAAUAUCAGAACUGGGUUACUGCCUGCCAGAAGGAAACCUUUUGCAUAUUCGACAUUGGCAAAAACUUCAGCAAUUCCCAAGAGCACCUAGAAAUAAUUCAACGGCGAGUAAAACAUAGAACCUUCCAGGAAAGGAAAGAUGAAAUAUCAGCAGAGAAAACAGGAGGAAAAAAGGUGGAAGACAUUCCCUCCAUUUCUACAGGCUCUCCUGGCACACCCCUCUCUCCGUAUGCCCCUAAUGGCACAUUGCUCAACGAAAUUUUCAACGACACAAAGGCUCCUGUGAAGGAGCUGGGAACAAAUGCAGUCCCUGAACUGCCUGUGGAGCAAAUGGUGGAAUUCAGUGUCACUCUCACUGAUCAGGAGUACACAGCUGAACUUAGUGACCCCAGCUCCCCAGAGUACCAACAGCUGGCUGCCAAAUUUCAGCUACAGAUGAAAAAAAUAUUUGAGAAACUUCCAGGAUUCAAAGAAAUCCGUGUCUUAGGAUUCAAGGAAAAAAAGGAGAAAGAUGGGUAAUCUUUCUAUAAUAUGAUUGCACAUUUGUUUGUUUGUGUAUAAAAUCAUUUCUACUUUGAGAGAGAUGGCUCAGAAACCAAAGGCACAGCAGAUGACAUCUCAACUAUUGGAUCCAAUAAGGUUGAAAGUGAAAAAAUACCAAUUUCUCCAGUUGAAGAGAGGGAAAUAUCAGCAACUAAACUGACAGUAACAGACCUUCAGCAGCUGGUUGCCACUGCACUCCAUGAAGACCAGUCCCUGCCAGUGGACCUUGGAACACUUCAGUUUACUGAUGAAACUAUUAUACCACCUAGUGAUUUAGACAAUGAUAUCCAAGGUGUGGUCACUAUUCCUCUGGCAGGCCCUGAUUUGGAAGAACUCCCACUAGGUUAUCCCAGUCCAGCAACAGUGGAUCAAAGAGGAGAUGUAUUUGUUGAUGAAUUUACAACUGAAAGCCCUGCCCUGAGUGAAGAGAUCAGCAUCCCUGAAGAAUUUAAUAAUUUUAUUACAUCUGAACCUGAUUUUCCUACCAAACCCUCUAGAGAACCAUUCCAGGACAGAUACCCAUACACCCAAGUUAUUACUACCGACCACCCAAGCUUCACAGUGCCUUUCAGUGCUCUGGGUAGCACCAGCAGUCCUCCAAAAUCAGAGGAUUCCUAUUUGCCUCCCCCAGCAGAUGAUUCUGCUGGCAAAGACUUGCUCACCGACGGCUACGAGCCCCCAGUGGAGCUGGCUACAGCAGGAAGCUUCACCACACCUGAUCUCCUGCCUGCCAGAGAGGUGGAGAGUGAAGCUGAAGAGGGGCAAGAACUGACUGAUAUAGCAGAACCUCCUUUCAAGGAGGUAGACCAAGACAGUCUGUCUGAACAAGCAGUUAAGAUCAUGGAAGAACCAGAAUCAUCAGGUGAUGACAUUUUUGUUACAGCCAGCACUUACGAAAGGUUGCCUUUCUUUACUGGCCCAAGUGAUGUCUCUACCGUGCAGCCUGGAGCUGUUAUUACAGACGUGCUGCCGUCAAUAGCACCGCUGCCUGCAGCCACCAGCCCGUCCUACAGCCCCUCUGAGAUCAUCGAGCAGUCCCUCGAGUCACCAGAUUCCUCAGCUCCAGCCCCUGAGGGCAUUCCUGUGGAUGGCACCGGGAUGGGCGUGCAGGACAUCGCUGCUGAGCUGGACCAGAUGGGCGCGGUGAGCACGGCAGCGCUGGACGAAGGCGAGCAGGGCAGUGGUUUCAUCUCGGUGCUGACCACCGAGCCCGCAGAAACCACCCCAGCACCGGUGCUGAAGUAUGUAACUACCAGCACCAUGACAACUGCAGCCAAAGGCAAAGAGCUCGUGGUUUUCUUCAGCCUGAGGGUAACCAACAUGCACUUCUCUGAUGACCUCUUCAACAGGAGUUCGACGGAAUACAAAGCACUGGAGCAACAGUUCAUGCAGCUGCUCCUUCCAUACCUUCAGUCCAACCUUACGGGUUUUAAGCACUUGGAAAUUCUCAACUUCAGGAACGGAAGUGUGAUUGUGAACAGCAAAAUGAAAUUUGCCAAGACAGUGCCAUACAAUAUCACAGAAGCAGUACACUGUGUUUUGGAAGAUUUCUGUGAUGCUGCAGCCCAACACCUCAAUUUGGAGAUUGACAGCUAUUCCCUGGACAUUGAGCCAGCCGAUCAGGCAGACCCCUGCAAAUUCAUGGCAUGUGACAAGUUUUCCGAGUGCGUAAUGAACGAGUGGACAAAAGAAGCCGACUGCCUUUGCAAGCCUGGCUAUGCCAGCCAGGAUGGAUUUCCCUGCCGGAGCCUGUGCGAGCUGGAGCCCCAUCUCUGUGUCAAUGGUGGGAAAUGUGAGCUGGUUCCAGGAAGAGGAGCUGUCUGCAGGUCACCAGAUGAGUUUACAAAACCAAGACUGACAAGUUAGUCUCUGGAAUUCUUCAUUUCCAGCAUCAGCCAGACAAAACCAAGGUAUUCAAGAAAGAAGGUCUGCAUUAUUCAAGAUUAGACUGCAGGAUGAGUAUG